This is a messenger RNA of Sitophilus oryzae (rice weevil), 1278 nucleotides long. Its product is annotated as UBX domain-containing protein 1. The coding region runs from base 180 to 1121 and encodes 313 amino acids. NCBI's taxonomy places the organism in Eukaryota, Metazoa, Arthropoda, Insecta, Coleoptera, Curculionidae. The transcript is spliced from 6 exons. Gene Ontology annotation, molecular function: protein binding. The record is from RefSeq and is a predicted model, not a curated record.
AGAAGCCGGUAUAUGACAAGGGUAUAUGAUGGCUAUGAUGAAUAUAUGACAAUGUAAUUUUGUUAAUGUCAAUAAUAUGAUAUCAAUCUUGGUGGUGCAUUAAUUUUAUAAAAUACUGAAACUAUUAAAAAGUUUUGUAGGUUUAAAAAGGCAAAAAAAGGAAUAAUCCGAAUAAUAACAUGUCAAAUGUAAUAGACGCUUUAAUGGAAAUGGGUUUUCCCAAAGAGAGAAUUGAACUCGCAAUGACAAAGACCGGUAGUACAGACGUUCAAGCUAUCAUGGACUGGAUAUUGUCUCACGAAGAGGAUAUUCCACAAGAUCCACUUGAAAUAAAUCCAGCUGGAAACGAAAAUGUAGAAGGUACCUCCUCUGGUUUAUUAGAGAACACUGAACAGCCUACAGCGAAAUCUAUUAAAUGUGAUGAUUGUGGGAAGAUAUUUAAUACAGAUGACGAAAUACAAUUUCAUGCUUCUAAGUCGGGUCACGAAAAUUUCUCAGAAUCUACUGAAGAGAAGAAAUCCCUAACUGAAGAAGAAAAAAAGGAGCAACUUGCUCGGAUAGAGGCAAAAUUAAAGCAACGUAGGCUAGAAAGGGAAGCCCGAGAAAAAGAAGAAGCCUUAUUAAAGGAGAAAGCUCGUAUCAAGUCUGGAAAAGAACUUCUUGAAGCAAAAAAGAAAUAUGAGGAACUGGAAAUGAAAAAAAUUGUUGAACAAAGGAGAAGGGAAAAGGAAGAAGAAAAAUUGGCAAGACAAAGAGUUAGAGAUCAAAUUGAGGCUGAUAAAUUGGCCAGAAAAGCUAAAUUUUCUGGGACUAAUAAUCAGGAUAUACCUGCAACACCUCCAGUGGUAACUAGCAUAGUGGAAAAGAAACCCCAAAAUUACACUGAAGUGAAGCUUCAGAUAAAACUUAUAGAUGGAAAAACUUUAGUUCAAAACUUUGGUAUAAAAGAACCCCUUUCAGCAGUCCGGUUGUUUGUGGAAAUGAAUAGAACAGAUGGCGAUGGGCCUUUUAAAUUAAUGACAAGUUUUCCAAGAAAAAUUUUUGUCCCUGAAGAUUAUGAUAAACCCUUGGAAACCCUAGGUUUAGCUCCAACUGCAACUUUAAUAGUGUCAAAGUCUUAGCUUUCCUGAUAAAAAAAUUGAUUGAAUGAAAUAAAUGUGUAUUUUUAAGUUAAAGUAAACAUCCCCAAACAUGAGUUGUUGGGUGCAAAACAUUUUUUAAAUAUAUUUAUUUGCAACACCUUUAUAAGAAGAUCAGCUAAUAAAUAGGUAAAUGUUA